AAAAAAAAGUUCUUGAUCCGAUCUAGAAAUGCGAUCAGGCAUGCGAUCGGAGUGCAAAUAAAACUUUUAUUAUUACGUUCUAACAUGCAUAACGGUCGGGUAAGUCGCUAUCUGACAUUUAAAUGAAAUUGACUUAUACUUUUUUUGCGGUAGUUUACGAAGGACGCAAUGUGAAUGUAACCAGAAAAUGUAUCGAAUCUGGGAUUUUGUGUAUUGUAUUCAACCUGAUCAUCGAGCUGAAAUCGGUUGAAUCCCUGCUGUCGAAUGAUCAUCGAUUUACACAGUUGUACGAGGAAGAAUGUUUUGCAAGUCCGAUCUGUGCUUGAUCAUAGGCCUGAUCGUUUUUGUAUUCGAUCUCACGUGGAGUCAACUAAUCAGGCCAGUUUAUGUGUACGAGGGUCUGAUCAAGAGUAUCCGUGACUAUUUUAAUAACACGUGCAUUGUAUUCUUGCACAGUAAUCCGAAUCUUAUUGAAACACAAGGACUUAUGGAAAAUGAACACUUACUGGCUCUUCAGAAAUACCUGAGCAUGACCCAUCACAUACGCACCACUUUCAUGGAUUUUCAUAUGUUCAACACACGAAUUGGGCAAAGUUAUUUUCACAUCAAGAGACCUUUGUUCAUUCUGCUUAACGACCAUGAAGAUACAAGGGAUGGUUUUGCUCAUCAGAUUGCAACGUGGAUCGCGAUGGCUUAUCCCACUUGGAUAGUAUUCUUCAGUAACGAGACCAAAUUCGAAGACUUUUUCUUUGAAAUAUACGUACCAUUUGACUGUAAGUUCAUGGUGAUUCAGAAUAGCCCCAAUGUAAUCGGCAGAGAAAUCAUCACUGAAGUUUAUCAAGUUGACAAAGGAAGAGAAUUAAGAUCGUCGCAGUUCGGUAUAUGGGAUAUAAGGAAUGGUCUGAAGGGUCCUAAGCAUGGCCUAUUUUUAAGAAGGAACAAUCUUUUCGGCCAGAAUAUACGCGUUACGUCAAUCCAUGACCCUCCUAUCAGUUUGUUUCAUCGCAAUGAACGAAAUGAAAUAACAAAAAUAAGUGGCUUUUUUGGAGAAGUAAUACUACUAUUGCAGGAGGCAUUAAAUUGCACAUUCACCUACAAGGAGGCCAAAUCGUGGGGUAUGUGUCUACCAAACGGAUCGUGUACGGGUGCGAUCGGAAUGUUAAUGAACAAUGAUGUCGACUUUGCGGCAACAGAGUUUAUGAUGACCUCGGAUAGAUUAGAUGCUAUCAGUUUUACAACGCCUAUUUACACAACCAAAUGCCGUGCGUAUAUUAAAAGACCUGCAUCAUCUGAUGUAAAAUGGGAUGCCUACACGGCACCGUUCUCCACAAAUAUCUGGCGUGCCAUCGCAUUUUUCAUUGUACUUACGAGCGGAACAAUUGUGCUCAUUCAGAGAUUAUUUACAGUAACAUCUCCAUAUCUUCGAAAUGACAACCGUUUAAGAUUUACAGAAAUUUUGUUUUUCGUCACAGGAGCGUUUUGUAAUCAAGGUAUGAAACAAUCUAUACUGGAUCCUGUGAGAAUUGUGCAUUUCAUAAUUCAUCUAUCGGCUGUCGUGAUAGUAGCUGCGUAUUCCGCUGCCUUGAUUAGUUUCCUUACUGUUAAAACGUUUAUCAUGCCCUUUACGACUAUGGAUGGUCUUCUGAAGGAUAAGACCUAUCGUUUUGGCGUGAUCGGAGACUCGGCAGAUUUUAGUUUUUUUCAGAAUACAUCGGAUAAAAUAAUGAACGUGCUGUUCGAUGAAUUACUAAUGAAGGAAACUGAUUUACCGAAUAAUUACUUGGACGGCUUAGAACGCGUUUGUAAGGAUGAUAAAUAUGCCUUUAUGACAUUGGACAAUAUGGCAACAUUGCUGCAGCAAAAAGUCGACUGCAAGUUGGAGCCAUUGGAUGUCAUCACGCAGACUACCAUAGCAAUGGCUUUGCAACCAAACAGCCCGUACCGUGGUAUCAUUAACGCAAAUAUUCUUCUUUUGAAAGACAAUGGGAUUCUGCAGCGAUUGCUGGAGACACAAUGGUCGGUUCAGCUAAGCGGAGGGAGUGAAAAAUCAUCGUGGAAAUCAGUCGAGAUCGGCGAUAUUGUGCCGCUGCUACUUUUUAUAAUCGCCGCGGUGUUCAUCAGCUGUCUCAUCUGUGUUAUGGAACGCGUCAUUUUUAUGAGCUUUUUCAACCGAAUCAAAAAUAAGUGAAUAAGCCGCGGGUGUAAACUAAAAGUGACGAAUACAAGUAUAAACAGUCGAGGCAAAAACUCGUAGGAUUUGCCUGGCAGUCGUUUCGCUAGUCACCGAGAAACAACA
This is a messenger RNA of Acromyrmex echinatior (Panamanian leafcutter ant), 2296 nucleotides long. RefSeq names its product putative glutamate receptor. The record is from RefSeq and is a predicted model, not a curated record. Gene Ontology annotation, cellular component: membrane. NCBI's taxonomy places the organism in Eukaryota, Metazoa, Arthropoda, Insecta, Hymenoptera, Formicidae. Gene Ontology annotation, molecular function: ligand-gated monoatomic ion channel activity.